AGUGGGCGGGUGCUGCCUUCCCUCCACUAACAUGGCCGCCGCCGCUGCUGCUGUGCGGCUGCUGUUAGUGGCCGGACUGGGGGCAUCACGGGUGGUAGGUGAGGGCAGCGAGCAGGCUCAGGUGCUGGGGGUGCGUUUGGAGAAUGGAACUGGAGCUUCUAUGGACGGAGGGAUAAUCAGUGCUCGUCCCGGUUCUGUGUUCUUCCUCCGCCUCUAUGGCUUGGGUCUCCGCAAUAAUACCUGGCCCUGGCUGUCUAUUGGUGCCCCUGGGGGCCAAAGCUGCACUUCCGCCCCAGAUGCACCCUUGCAGCUGCUCCAGAGGUUCCUGGUCUGUGGUGAGCACUCGUGCCUGGUCGCUGUCCAGGUUCAGGAAGGGGUCACGGUGCAGAAAGACCUCCUGUACCCACUGUGUAUCCUCCAGGGAGGGGAAUGGGUCCUUUAUUCAGGGGGGGACAUGCUCUUUGCAGUGUUGGGGGAUGGGGAGAAGUCAUUUGGGGGAGACCGGGGCUCAUGUGACCAGUUUGUGGACAAGGAUCAGGCCAGCGAUGGCGCCACAGAUGAAUAUUUAGCGACUUGGCUCCUGGCAUUUCUAAUCGUCCUGUGUGUGCUGCUCUCUGGCCUUCUCCGAGGUCUGCAAUUGAGCACCCUGAUCCUGGAGCCGCCAGAACUUGGUAUUCUUAGAGACUGGGGUUCCCCCUCCGAAAGACUGGGCGCCGCGAGGCUGGACUACCUAAGGACUCGUUGGGGAGGUUAUACGCUGAUUUCCCUGCUGGCCCUGUGCUGUAUCGCCAACGCGGCUGUAGCCGUCUUGCUGUAUCUGGCCAUUGGCUCCAUAGCUGGUGCCAUCUUUUCAGCAGCUGGACUACUCUGGUUGGCUGGAGAAGCUCUACCGGCUGCCAUCAGUUCCCGCUGGGGUCCUUGGCUGGCAUCCAAGUGCCUUUGGCUCACCCACUUUUUGCUGCUGCUUCCUGGGCCCAUUUCAUUUCCCUUGUCCUGGCUUCUGGAGAAGAUGAUUGGCCUGGACCCAAGCUGCUGCUACAUGAGACUACGGAUCCUAGAGAUGGCCAGGUGCGGGGAUCCCUACAGCGAGUUGGUGAGGGACGAAUUCAGCAAGGGAGCUUUAAGAAACAGGACGGUGGAAGAUAUCUUAACGCUUGUGAAUGACUGCUUCAUGCUGGCCACCGAUGCCCUCCUGGACUUCAGCACCAUGUCUAGCAUCAUGGAGAGUGGCUACACCCGUAUACCAGUCUAUGAAAACGAGCGGACCAACAUUGUGGAUAUCCUUUAUCUGAAAGACUUGGCUUAUGUGGAUCCAGAUGACUGCACCCCUCUGAGCACCAUUACCCGCUUCUACAGUCACCCUGUCCACUUUGUGUUUAGUGACACCAAGUUGGACGCUGUGCUGGAGGAGUUUAAAAAGGGUAAGUCGCACAUGGCUAUGGUCCAGAAAGUGAAUAACGAAGGAGAAGGCGAUCCGUUCUACGAGGUGAUGGGGCUAGUCACAUUGGAGGAUGUUAUUGAGGAGAUUAUAAAAUCGGAGAUAUUGGACGAAUCAGAGGAUUACAAACAAGCCGUAAAGAAGAAGCAUCCUAAAGUGCAUCCAAUUACAAUACCACGUGGAGGAGAGGACUUGUCCUUUUUCAAGGGUGGUGACAUGGAACAAAAAGUCAAGAUAUCACCCCAACUAUUACUGGCCACUCAGCGCUUCUUAUCUCAGGAAGUGGAGCUUUUCAGUACCUCUCGGAUGUCAGAGAAGGCCCUCUUGCACUUGCUUAAACUCCCAGGAGUCACACACGAGGUGAAAUUUGAUGACAGCGAACGGUUUGCCCCUGAACACUAUCUGUAUCAGCGCAGCCAACCUGUGGACUAUUUCAUUCUUAUUCUACAGGGCAAAGUGCAGGUAGAGAUUGGGAAGGAAGGUCUAAAGUUUGAGAAUGGAGCAUUUACUUAUUACGGAGUUGCUGCAUUGAGUCUGUGCCUUUUAAGUUCUAACUCUCCAUCCAGUGGCCAAGAGCAGAGUGAGUCUCCAGACUCUGGUUUUUACUGUCCUGACUACUCUGUGAGAGCGUUGUCUGAUCUACAGAUAGUCAAGGUCUCUCGGCUUCAGUAUCUCAAUGCUCUGCGGAGCUCUCAUUCACACACCAGUGCUCAGUCUCCAGACAGCAUAGAGCUGAAGAUAUUUCCAAACAGCCAGACACAGCUAUUGAAUGACAAGAAUGCUGGAUCAGCAUUUCUAAUCAACGCUGCUGUUAUGGGCACAAUAGAGAGUGUCAGCUAAUAGCUGACCAUGCUGGUAAAUGCAGAGAGCUGAAGCAGGAAGAGAGACCGAGCGCUGGAAUAGAGAUGAUAGCUGAGUGAUCAUCACCUUACCUCAUCAAGAACCUGGGAUCAAAGAAUCACGAGUAGCACUGAUCAUGUCUCAAGCAGUUCCUUACUGGUGCCAUUUCUUUUUUUUUUUUCUGUGGAAAGUGAUGUUUCAAGAGAACAUCCAUUGUAUAGAGUGAUGUUCCCUGGCAGAUCACAGGAACAUCACCACUUGUAGUGUAGAUAUUGCUUGCCAUUACCCGGCGUUUCCGUCCACAGAGGAAGGCAAAGUACUAGCGGACGCUCCACUGCACACUGGAGGACUGAAAUUGCAAAGGUGUUGGGUUAUUAAUAUUUUAUAGAACAGAUAUGUUUAUUUUUUAUUAAGCUAAUUGGCGGCUGGAAAAGUGGAGAUUGGAACCAUUAACAAAAAAGACAUUUUAUCUCAAGGUGUAGUGUGUGUAUAUGUGUGCUGGUACCAACAAAACAGCCAAUUGGAAGCACGCUUAGGCUGUGGACCUAAACAACAGAAGACUAAAGGAAGAGAUGCAAGAUGAUGCUGUGACUAGAAGAUUUUAGUUAGAGGCAUACAGAUUUUCCGUAGAAUACUGUUAAGAAAAAAUAAAAAAUAAAUCAGCAAUUUUAUUCAGCAACGGAAACCAUAACCAUUUCCAUCUGGCAUUGACAGAUUAUUUUAAACCCCCCUCCCCAAUCUACAAUUUCUUCAAGCUGAUAAUGUUUUAUGAAAUCUUCUGUUGGAUAAACGACUCAUUUGUUGACUUUCUUUUAAAACAGAUAUCUACUAAAACACCAUUCACCUAAA
Rana temporaria (common frog) is the source of this 3127-nucleotide messenger RNA. It is a transcript of the gene CNNM3, whose product is annotated as cyclin and CBS domain divalent metal cation transport mediator 3. Gene Ontology annotation, biological process: transport; magnesium ion homeostasis. Gene Ontology annotation, molecular function: transmembrane transporter activity. The transcript has 9 exons. Bases 32 to 2278 code for a protein of 748 amino acids. NCBI's taxonomy places the organism in Eukaryota, Metazoa, Chordata, Amphibia, Anura, Ranidae. Gene Ontology annotation, cellular component: plasma membrane. The record is from RefSeq and is a predicted model, not a curated record.